Molecule: messenger RNA, 871 nt
Organism: Eucalyptus grandis
Lineage: Eukaryota; Viridiplantae; Streptophyta; Magnoliopsida; Myrtales; Myrtaceae
Product: CASP-like protein 2A1
Exons: 3
Coding region: 10-663 (217 amino acids)
Source: RefSeq, a predicted model, not a curated record
CUUCGAUAGAUGACGUUCCCAAGAGAGAGGGGAAGAGAGAGCGAGACAGGGAGAGAGAGUAUGGCGACGACCCCAGCGACGAUGGCGAAGGAGGAGAGCCGCGGCAUGCAUGGAGGAGAGAACGGAGGAGAGAACGAGAGGGUGCGAACGGCGGAGAUGCUGAUGAGGGUGGUGCCGAUGGGUCUGUGCGUGGCGGCUCUGGUGAUGAUGCUCAGGAAUUCCGAGUCCAACGACUACGGCUCUCUCUCCUACUCCGACCUCGGCGCUUUCAGGUACUUGGUGCAUGCGAACGGCAUAUGUGCAGGGUAUUCACUUCUCUCGGCUAUUAUAGUGGCCAUGCCUCGUCCUCCAACCAUAUCCAGAGCUUGGACUUUCUUCCUCCUUGACCAGGUCCUCACUUACACAAUACUGGCUGCGGGAGCUGUGUCGACGGAGGUACUGUACCUGGCAUACAAGGGAGAUGUGGCGAUCACAUGGAGCAGGGCGUGCGGGUCGUUUGGAGGGUUCUGUCACAAGGCAACGGCAUCUGUGGCCAUCACUUUGGCGGCGGCGGCUUGUUACAUGGUGCUUUCGCUCGUGUCUUCAUAUAGACUCUUCAGCAGAUUUGAUGCCCCGGUUGCCUGCACUAGCAAAGGCAUUGAAGACCCAGGCUUCCAAGAGUGAAAGCAAAACCUUCUCUGUGGGAGCUCCUUACCGAGGGGUUUUCUCUAUAGCUGUCUAAUAACCAAAGCGACAAGCUAGUAUGUCAUGCAACCAGCUCGAUGUGGCCUUUGGAAUCCAAUUAAGAAAGUCCAUGUUCGUCCUCCGUUUCGGUUUUCUGCUGGUCAAUAAACGUGUAUCGAUGGAGAAGAGCUAAAAUCUUGCGAGCUGA